Molecule: messenger RNA, 4290 nt
Organism: Pelecanus crispus (Dalmatian pelican)
Lineage: Eukaryota; Metazoa; Chordata; Aves; Pelecaniformes; Pelecanidae
Source: RefSeq, a predicted model, not a curated record
UCUGUGUUUUUUCUUUUGUCUUUCUUUUUCUUACCCCAACCCUUCACCACAUCCUUUCCGCUCCUGAUGCUGUGGGGAACAGUAGGACCCAGCCAAAGGUGUUUGCUUACGAUCACUGCUUUUGGUCUAUGGAUGAAUCUGUCAAAGAAAAAUAUGCAGGUCAAGAUGUUGUUUUCAAGUGCCUUGGAGAGAAUAUUCUUCAGAAUGCCUUUGAAGGCUAUAAUGCUUGCAUCUUUGCCUAUGGGCAAACUGGCUCUGGAAAAUCAUACACAAUGAUGGGUACUGCUGACCAGCCUGGAUUAAUCCCUAGACUUUGCAGUGGACUCUUUGAAAGAGCACAGAAAGAGGAAAACGAAGAGCAGAGUUUCAAAGUGGAAGUAUCCUACAUGGAGAUAUACAAUGAGAAAGUCAGAGAUCUUCUUGACCCAAAAGGAAGCCGUCAGUCAUUAAAAGUUAGAGAACACAGUGUUUAUGGUCCUUACGUAGAUGGCCUAUCCAAACUAGCUGUUGCUAGCUACAAGGACAUCGAGUCCUUGAUGUCCGAGGGCAACAAAUCUCGAACAGUGGCUGCAACCAACAUGAAUGAGGAGAGCAGUCGGUCCCAUGCUGUCUUCAAGAUAAUCCUCACCCACACACUCUAUGAUGUACAAUCAGGGACAUCAGGUGAGAAGGUGGGCAAGCUGAGUCUGGUGGACUUAGCAGGUAGCGAAAGGGCGACUAAGACUGGUGCUGCAGGAGACAGGCUGAAAGAAGGAAGCAACAUUAACAAAUCCCUCACUACUCUUGGGCUGGUUAUUUCUGCCCUGGCAGAUCAGGCUGCUGGCAAGAACAAGAACAAAUUUGUUCCUUAUCGUGAUUCUGUGCUCACUUGGUUACUUAAAGAUAGCCUUGGUGGUAAUAGCAAGACUGCCAUGGUAGCAACAGUAAGCCCAGCAGCAGACAACUACGAUGAGACCCUUUCAACACUGAGGUAUGCAGAUCGGGCCAAGAACAUCGUUAAUCAUGCCGUGGUGAAUGAAGACCCCAAUGCUCGCAUUAUUCGGGAGCUCCGUGAGGAAGUGGAGAAGCUGCGAGAACAGCUCACAAAAGCAGAGGCUAUGAAAUCACCAGAAUUAAAGGAACGAUUGGAGGAAUCGGAAAAGUUGAUUCAGGAAAUGACUGUGACCUGGGAAGAAAAAUUAAGAAAAACUGAGGAGAUAGCACAGGAGCGUCAGAAACAGUUGGAAAGUCUUGGCAUAUCUCUUCAGUCUUCUGGAAUAAAAGUUGGGGAUAAUAAGUGCUUCCUGGUUAAUUUGAAUGCAGAUCCAGCUCUCAAUGAACUUCUGGUAUACUAUUUAAAGGAGCACACGUUAAUAGGCUCAGACAACUCUCAAGAUAUCCAGCUGUGUGGAAUGGGAAUUCUUCCUGAACACUGCAUUAUAGACAUCACCCCAGAAGGACAGGUUAUGUUAACACCUCAAAAAAAUACUAGGACAUUCGUAAAUGGUUCUGCUGUCGUGUGUCCUAUCCAGCUACAUCAUGGAGACAGAAUACUGUGGGGAAACAACCACUUCUUCAGGCUGAAUUUGCCAAAGAAGAAAAAGAAGGCAGAUCAGGAGGAUGAAGAGAGAGACAGCGCGAUGAAGUGCAGUAAUAGUGUUGAGCAGCUGGACAUAGAUGGAGACAAUUCCAGUGAAGUGUCUAGUGAGAUUAACUUCAGCUAUGAAUAUGCCCAGAUGGAAGUCACUAUGAAGGCACUUGGUAGUAAUGAUCCAAUGCAGUCAAUCUUGCAAAGCCUGGAGCAGCAACACGAAGAGGAGAAGAGAUCUGCCCUUGAACGACAGAGACUGAUGUAUGAACACGAACUGGAGCAACUGCGAAGGCGAUUGUCGCCAGAGAAGCAGCAUUUCCGCAGCAUGGACAGGUUCUCCUUUCAUUCCCCCAGCGCUCAGCAGCGCUUACGGCAGUGGGCGGAGGAGAGAGAAGAAAUGUUGACCCACAGCCUGAGAAAGCUACGAGAGCAGAUUGUUAAAGCCAAUUUGUAUGUGAGAGAAGCCAAUUUCAUCGGAGAGGAAUUGGACAAGAGGACAGAGUAUAAAGUUACCCUCCAGAUCCCAGCUUCAAGCCUGAAUGCUAACAGUAAGAGAGGUGCAAUUCUCAGUGAACCUGCUAUUCAGGUGAGAAGGAAAGGGAAAGGCAAACAGAUUUGGUCACUGGAAAAGCUGGAGAAUCGACUGGUAGAUAUGAGGGAUCUUUACCAGGAGUGGAAAGACUGUGAGGAAGACAACCCAGUGAUGAGAGCUUACUUCAGGCGAGCUGAUCCAUUCUACGAUGAGCAGGAAAACCACAGCCUUAUCGGAGUAGCCAAUGUUUUUCUUGAGUGCCUGUUCUAUGAUGUGAAGCUACAAUAUGCUGUUCCAAUCAUCAAUCAGAAGGGAGAGGUAUCAGGUCGUCUCCACAUUGAAGUUGUUCGAGUGAGUGGAGAGAUAGACGACAGGUUGGUUGGAGGCGAGGAUAGUCCAGACUAUUCAAAUGAAAAUGACACUCAGGAGAGAAAACUGGUCUGCCAGAUUAAAAUACUUCAGGCUACAGGUUUGCCACAGCACCUCUCCAACUUUGUGUUCUGCAAAUAUACAUUCUGGGAUCAACUGGAGCCAGUUAUCGUUGCACCUGAGGUGGAUCCUUCCUUAUCUUCCGUCAGCAAGGAGCCACGGUGCAUGGUUGUCUUCGAUCACUGCAAUGAAGUUUCUGUAAAUAUUUCUGAAGACUUCAUGGAACAUCUUUACGAUGGUGCUUUGGCAAUCGAAGUAUAUGGGCACAAGCAGAGUGGUGACCGCAAAAAUCCAGCCCUGUGGGAUUUGGGAAUAAUUCAAGCCAAAACACGCAGCCUUCGUGACAGGUGGAGUGAAGUAACCCGAAAAGUAGAACUCUGGGUUCAAAUUCUAGAGCUGAAUGAGAAUGGGGAAUACUGCCCAGUUGAGGUGACUCCUGCCAAGGACGUAUGCACAGGAGGCAUCUUCCAGCUCAGACAGGGGCAAUCUCGACGAAUUCAGGUUGAAGUGAGAUCUGUACAGGAAUCUGGGACCCUGCCACUGAUGGAGGAAUCAAUAUUAUCUGUUGGAAUUGGCUGUGUUCAAAUAAAACAUGUCAAGUCACAAAAAGUACCUGAAAAUUAUCAGGAAGAAGAGGACGAAAUGGACAGUUAUCAGGAUAGGGAUUUGGAGAGGCUCCGUCGGAAAUGGCUGUGUGCCUUAACAAAGCGUCAGGAGUAUCUUGAUCAGCAAUUACAAAAACUCGUUGGGAAGCCUGAUAAAACAGAAGAUGAUGCAGAUCGGGAGGCACAGCUUUUAGAGAUGAGGCUAACUCUCACUGAAGAAAGGAAUGCUGUGAUGGUUCCUUCUGCUGGCAGCGGGAUCCCUGGAGCUCCAGCGGAGUGGACUCCUGUGCCUGGUAUGGAAACUCACAUUCCUGUUAUUUUCCUUGACUUGAAUGCUGAUGACUUCAGUUCCCAAGAUAACCUUGAUGACCCAGAAGCGGGUGGGUGGGAUGCUACUCUUGUUGCAGAAGAGGAGGAGGAAUUCUUUGAACUGCAGAUUGUGAAGCAUCAUGAUAGUGAGGUGAAAGCAGAAGCCUCAUGGGAUUCCACAGUCCACGACUGUAUCCAGCUCAGUAAAGGAACAGCAGCAGAUGAAAGAGUUUACCUUAUUGUGAGAGCCACUGUCCAGCUCAGCCAUCCUGCAGAAAUGCAAUUAGUGUUACGCAAGCGCAUUUGUGUUAAUGUGUAUGGCAGACAGGGUUUUGCACAGAGUUUCCUCCGAAGAAUGUCUCACCGAAGUUCCGUUCCUGGCUGUGGUAUCACUUUUGAGAUAGUCUCAAAUAUUCCAGAGGAUGCUCAAGGAGCCGAAGAGCGGGAGGCACUAGCCAGAAUGGCAGCAAAUGUUGAAGAUGCAGCUUCAGCUGACUCUGAAGCCUAUAUUGAGAAGUACUUGCGGAGCGUGCUGGCUGUGGAGAACAUUCUCACCUUGGAUCGUCUGCGCCAGGAAGUUGCUGUAAAAGAGCAGCUAAUGGGAAAAGGAAAACUCUACCGCAGGAGCCUGAGCUCUCCCAAUGUGAAUCGGCUUUCUGGAAGCCGCCAAGAUUUAGCACCCCCUUAUAACCUGAGCAGUAACCGGAGUCCAAAGGUCCCAGCAGAGGGCCGAUGGGAGAGUCAGCAAGAUGUAUCCCAAGGUGCCACAAAUUCCAGUAGAGGCAUUAGUCCAUCUCGUAGCUCUCUGCCAGGCUCUGGGCAGCAAAACCACUCUCCUGAUCCAG